AUGUCUGCACCGAACGCUGGUAUUAACGCUGCGGCGGCAUCUGCCGCAUCUGAAGAUGCCCAUCGUGGGUCCAUCGCAUCGCUGAAGGGGCAGGACCCCGAACAGCCGCUGUCCUCUGGUGAGGAAGAGGGAGACCAUCCUACGGCGCCAGAUCAGCAUGAUCCCAACUUUGUCGCCGACAAGAAGGAAAUUUGGUCUUACUACAGCUACUACGUCGGCAACAAUGGCCUGAGCAUGUUCAAUUUCGCGCCCACAGCUUAUCAGGACCUGCUAUAUCUGGCAGCAGGUGAUAGCGAAAUCCUGCGCUUCCUUGGGCAGGACCGAACCAUCAACUCGAUUGUCCUGCUCUCCAACGGCAUUAGUUUCGCUAUUCAGGUCGUGCUAUUUCUUGUGCUGGGCUCACUAGCCGACUAUGGCUCGUGGCGGCCCUAUAUCUUGAUCUUCUGGUCGAUUGUCGCCUUCGCUCUUGGCUUCGGCUGGCUUGGUGUGCACCGCGAAGAUCUUUGGCCCGUCGGAACUGGUAUGUACAUGGUUGGCUUGAUUGCAUACCAGAUGUGCUUCACCUUCUGGUUCGCGGCAUUCCCUGGUCUUGCCCGCAAUACACCAGAGAUGCGCGAGAAGGCGCGAGAGUACGAAGCAGGAAAGAUCGACCGCGAGGAGUACGACUUCGAAGACAUGAUGCAAAGGAAUCGCCUAUCAAAUGUUGCAUUCAUCAUGCAGUCUGCUGUCGAAAUUGUCAUACUUGCCAUCCUGGUGGGCAUCCUCAAGUCCAUCAAUCCGGAAGCUAGCGAUGCGAACAAUCUAUGGUCAUUGAGUGUCACUAUUGCUUACGCGACUGCAAUCUGGGUUGCUUGUGCUAUUCCAUGGUUCAUCUUCGAGAAGCACAGGCCAGGACAGAAAGUGCCCCCGGGCAUGAACCUGGUAAGUGUUGGAUUCUGGACGCUGUGGAGAGCCGCUAUCGCCAUUUGGAAACUCAAGCAGAGCUUGAUCUACCUGAUAGGAUUCUUCAUUCUGUCCGAUUCUCUGAACACCACAGUCACAGUUGUGGCGACACUACAGAAUGAAGUCCUCGCUUACGACCCAUUGACCAUCACCUAUCUCUUCAUCGUGGGGAUUGCAGCACAAUUGGUCGGCAUCUGGGGUUUCUGGACUGUUCAGAAGCGCUUCAGACUCUCGACCAAGAACAUGUUCGAUGCAGUGAUCGUGGGCAUAAUAAUUUUAGAUCUCUGGGGAAUGAUCGGCAUCUGGACGCAGACCAUAGGCUUCCACCACAAAUGGGAGUUCUGGCUGUAUCAGGUGUGGUACGGAAUUGCGGUGUGCCCAUGGUACUCUUAUUCACAGACAAUGAUCUCCGAGGUUACGCCACGGGGCAAAGAGUUUCUGUUCUUCUCCUUGUUUAGCAUCAUGGGCAAGACCAGCGCCUUCGUUGGCCCUAUCGUCUCAUCUGCCAUCAUCGACGCAGACACAACUGCCGACAAAGCCGGCAACAACAGCCUGCCGUUCUACUUCCUCUUCGGGCUGUCAAUACUCAGCGGAGCCGUCUUGUUCUUCCUUGUCAAUCUCAAGAAGUCUCGAAUCGAACAGGAGGCGUUCUUGGAAGAAGAGCGCCUUAUCAAAGAGCGCCGAGCCAGCAUUGUGUCUGUUCCACCGCAGUCAGCAUUCGGUCCGGAUACUGGCCAUGACAUCUCGGAGGUGGAAAGGAAAGAGAUCAAGACAUAG
Molecule: messenger RNA, 1719 nt
Organism: Cyphellophora attinorum
Lineage: Eukaryota; Fungi; Ascomycota; Eurotiomycetes; Chaetothyriales; Cyphellophoraceae
Product: Autophagy-related protein 22
Exons: 3
Coding region: 1-1719 (572 amino acids)
Source: RefSeq, a predicted model, not a curated record